This is a messenger RNA of Colletotrichum spaethianum, 2448 nucleotides long. Its product is annotated as alpha-actinin-like protein 1. Bases 1 to 2448 code for a protein of 815 amino acids. The record is from RefSeq and is a predicted model, not a curated record. Lineage: Eukaryota; Fungi; Ascomycota; Sordariomycetes; Glomerellales; Glomerellaceae. The transcript is spliced from 5 exons. Gene Ontology annotation, cellular component: actomyosin contractile ring; cell projection; cell junction. Gene Ontology annotation, molecular function: actin lateral binding; calcium ion binding. Gene Ontology annotation, biological process: actin cytoskeleton organization; actin filament bundle assembly.
AUGACGUUCACCACCGAAAGCCCUCAGGGGGCGCGCCCGCUGUCAGGCUCAAGUCUGCCCGGCAACGCAGGGUGCAACGAGGAAUUCCCCGAGUUUUGUUUACACGACCACUCGGCCGGCACCCACCACCGCUACUCCUCCACCGCCGGCAGCCACACCUCUACAUCUUCACCCACGUCCACGACCCCUACCACCCCGACCACCGCCGAAUACAUUUCCCCUCCCGCAGAGAAACCAUCACCCAUAUCACGCGACCGCACAAGCAGCGGAGCCAGCAGUACCACCACCGCCUACUCCCGAGCCCGAGGACAAGACGAGACAAAAAGGAGUUGCAAGCCCAGCGGCUGCAGAGCACGAAAGGAAAGCACAGCGAAGAAGAGCCGAUUCCGUUCUGCCACAGGAUCUUCGCCCGCCGACGCUCUCGCCGCCGUUGAGCCGCCGCAUGACCAGGGCUUGACGAGGAUGGCGUUUGCUGAACAGCAGAAAUGGAUCACGGUCCAGCAAAAGACCUUCACCAAAUGGAUGAACACCAAGUUGGAGGCUCGCCAGCUUGAAGUGAAGGAUCUUGUGGCUGAUCUGAGCGACGGUGUCCUGCUCAUCCACCUCCUAGAAUGCCUCUCCAACGAUACCCUCGGGCGCUACGCCUCGAAGCCGAAGCUGCGCGUGCAACGGUUUGAAAAUGCCAACACGGCGCUCGACUUUAUCAAGGCUCGCGGCAUCCAGAUGACCAACAUCGGUGCCGAGGAUGUUGUUGACGGCAAUAGGAAGAUUAUCCUCGGUCUCAUCUGGACGCUCAUUCUCCGAUUUACCAUCAGUGACAUCAACGAAGAGGGCAUGACGGCCAAGGAGGGACUGUUGCUGUGGUGUCAGAGAAAGACGGCCUGCUACGACGAAGUCGAGGUCCGCGACUUUAGCGGCAGCUGGAACGACGGACUUGCCUUCUGCGCCCUGCUGGACAUCCACAGACCAGAUCUCAUCGACUACGAUGCCCUGGACAAGUCGGACCAUCGCGGCAACAUGCAGAUGGCCUUCGACAUCGCGCACAAGGAGAUUGGCAUCCCCAAGCUAUUGGACGUUGAGGACGUGUGUGACGUCGCUAAGCCGGAUGAGAGGUCACUGAUGACCUACAUCGCCUACUGGUUCCAUGCCUUCUCCCAGAUGGAGAAGGUUGAGAACGCAGGACGCCGCGUGGAGAAGUUUGUGAACAACAUGGCCGGCGCCUGGGAGAUGCAGAGUGCGUACGAGAGGCGGAUGAGGGAGCUGCUGAGGCAGAUCAAGGAGCAGAUUGAAAAGUGGCAACAAGCAACUUUUCAGGGGACCUACGCCGACGCCAAAGCGCAGGCGACUGAGUUUGCUGCUUUCAAGCGUGGAAGGAAGAGAGAAUGGGUUGCCGAAAAGAGCGAGCUCGCGACCCUGUUGGGUAACAUCAAGACGAAACUAGGCACAUACCGGCUGCGGCCGUACGACCCUCCACCAGAGUUGUCCCUCGAGACGAUGGAGAGGGAGUGGUCUGCUCUGUCAAAGACGGAGAUGACGCGCGCACAGCUGAUCAACGAGACCAUCAGAGAUAUCAAGAACGCGCUACGCAAAUCCUUCGCCGACAAGGCCAACGACUUCGCCAUGGCACUGAAUACCAUGCAACUGGCAAUCUCGGGUCUGGACGGUGACGUCGAAGACCAGCUCCACCAUGUCCGCAAGCUCAGCGACAACUUGCCGCCGCUAGACAAGUAUCUCGAGACCAUCGCCGCCGUGGACGCAAAGUGCCAGGAGGCCAACAUCGAGGAAAACGAUUUUACCACAUACACGUACGACGAACUUGUUUACGAGCACGGUCUCGUCAAGUCGUCGGUGCAGAAGAAGCUCGCCUUCCUCGACAACCAGAUGGUCGCGCGCAACAUGACCAACCUCACACCGAUCCAGCUCGAGGAGUUCGAGUCCGUCUUCCGCCACUUUGACCGCGACGACACCAACUCGCUCCAAGAACUCGAGUUCAGCGCCGCACUCGCCUCGCUGGGUCUCGUCUUCUCGGAGGACGAGAUGCACGACUACUUCAUGGACACGUCCAAUGGCCGCGACCACGUCACAUUCGAGCAGUUCAUCCGCUUCAUGGUUGAAGUCACUGAGGACCAGAACACAGCCGAGCAGGUAUUCCAGUCCUUCCGCGAGGUCGCCGACGGCAAGCCCUACGUCACCGAGAUGGACCUCCGCCACUCCCUCGUCCCCGACGAGGUCAUUGAUAAGCUCAUCGAGAUCAUCCCUCCGCACAACGGCCCAGACACGGCCGAGGACCGCGGCAUGCCGCAGUACGAUUACAUUGCCUUCAUGGACAAGCUCAUCAGCGAUGAGAAGGGGGCUGACACCACGGUCCCCAGUGGCGUGUUGCAGGAGCGCACCAAUCGCUCAAGCAUGCUGCCGCCCAAGGAACUCAAGUUGAAUGGUAAUCACUGA